Molecule: messenger RNA, 1500 nt
Organism: Spodoptera littoralis (African cotton leafworm)
Lineage: Eukaryota; Metazoa; Arthropoda; Insecta; Lepidoptera; Noctuidae
Source: the annotation of a GenBank genome assembly
ACAUAGGAGGAGAUGAAAAUAACAAUCUGCGAGCUGAACAGAGAAAACGAGCCGUUCGCGACAUGUUCUCUCCCACUCCGCGACGCCCUCCUCCACACCAACCGCCGCGCGGACAUGUCGCUCGCACUACUGGCCGGCCCGCGGCUAAUGCGCAUGCACGAUGCGCUCGAUGGAGGGGACGAGGUCGGGGUCAUCGACCUCUGGUGCAUGCUCAGAGCUGAGGGACACUCGCUGCCCGGCAUCAACCGCGCCAUAGCACAGCAAUCAUCAUCCCCGACGCUGGCCCAACCCGCAGUGCCCCGCAACUCCCGCGUGAUGCCGCAGAUCCAGGACGACGACCGCUACAACGACUUCGACCUCGCACUGGGGAAUGCACCUCCGGUCACCAGUACGCCGGUCUCCACUGCACCACCACAAUAUACCGACAAGAACGUCGCCAGUGGCGAGCCGAGCAACUACCCUCCGAUGCGCCAGCGUCGGUUCAGUGCGACGUCGACGUCCACCAACCUCACCAACCUCACUAACAUCACUCCCACGUCUCCCUCAGCACCUAAUGUACUCCGUGAGAAUCCGGAACAUGAUUCGGGGAUAAUUGUUAAUGACGUGCACGCUAAAAUCAAGUCACCAGACGAUAUGAGACAAGUACUGGAAAAAAACUAUGACUUUGGCAGGUUGGCCAAAGUAGAAGAUCCUCACAAGCGUGAAAAUCAGCGCGGCGAAAUGCAAAAUACGAGGAGAAGCAGUCGAGCCACGGAGGACAAGUGCGACAUUAGCGACAUGGAGAUAUACAGGAAAUAUGAAAACAUUGGCAAGCUCAUAGGUCCCAAUAGGAAUGAGGCGUCAAAGAAGUGCGUCAAAAUCUUGCCGAAGUACACCGACUCGGGGGUGGAAGAACCACAAAGGGUAUUGUAUCCUCAGGAGGAGGAGUACGCUAUGGAUGAAGAAGCAGUGAGUGGCAUCAACCGCGUGGACAUCACGGUGCUGUGGCUGGCGCUCAACGAGGAGUGCGAGGCCAUGGUGGACCCCCACGUACAGCGCGUCUACGUCGCGUACACCUUCCUCGGACGGACCGGCGCCGAGCUGGAGACUCCCGUCAGCCUGCCCAAGCCCAAACACUAUGUUGAUAAGUGCUACUUUAACUUUAAGAAAACGUUCGAGCUGGAAGACACGGACCUGAUGAAGCUCAGUCACAUGGCACGAUGCCGCGCUGCCAGCAAGAUGUCGCAGGACGAGAGAGACUGCAUUAUCUUCUCCGUCGUUAGCGAACCCGCUGAGGAUCCACUCGGACUCGAGAGUUGUGAGGAUAUUGGCUACGCGUACCUGUACCUGGGCGACCUGCUGGCGUACAGCGCGGGCAGCCCCGGGUACACGGAGGUGCUGCCGGUGCGCGCGGCGCGCGGCCCGGCCGCCGUCUGCGGGGUGCUGGCCGUGCGCCUCGACGGGCUCCACGUCGUGCGCCGCUGUCUACUGCUGCCCGCGCCGCACGACCCACACAGCUGA